Messenger RNA from Hydatigera taeniaeformis, 135 nucleotides. NCBI's taxonomy places the organism in Eukaryota, Metazoa, Platyhelminthes, Cestoda, Cyclophyllidea, Taeniidae. The record is from the annotation of a GenBank genome assembly.
GAUGAGACUGCAGUUGAACAACUGGUGGAGGAUUUCCGUGCCUCUGCCAUAUCAAGGAUGAAUGGCCCUUCCGCUUCGGAGGAACAUAUGGCUUGGAGUCGACGUGAUAGGGAGAAACAGAGAGGUGCCGAUUAA